Brenthis ino (lesser marbled fritillary) is the source of this 276-nucleotide messenger RNA. NCBI's taxonomy places the organism in Eukaryota, Metazoa, Arthropoda, Insecta, Lepidoptera, Nymphalidae. The record is from the annotation of a GenBank genome assembly.
AUGUUUCGGGCUGCGUGUGCGCCUACGACGUCCGGGCGGCGCAGAAUACGGAGUGGUCAACCGCGUGGCACACACUCACUGAGACUGAAGACUGGUCGCUACUCGGAUGCGGCCAACCGCGACCGCGCCGCGAGAAGUGGUAGACUACCGACCACUCCAACCUGUCAGAGAACCAGUAAGAUUUACAUCCACGACAGUGUCCCACAUAAAAUGGUUGCAAUUUCAAUAUACACAGUCGGAUGCACUUACUACUCCGACGCCGACAUAGACCCAAAU